Molecule: messenger RNA, 1108 nt
Organism: Durotheca rogersii
Lineage: Eukaryota; Fungi; Ascomycota; Sordariomycetes; Xylariales; Xylariaceae
Exons: 1
Coding region: 182-970 (262 amino acids)
Source: RefSeq, a predicted model, not a curated record
GGUUAGUUUACGCACAGGGAGGUACCUGAUCGAUCACGGGUCUCAUGAUCACAAUUAUGCAUAAUCGUGAAUACCUGUUGAUUAUUAUUAUACACCUAUUUAUAAUAUUUAUGUCCUUACCAACCAUAGAAGCUUACCCACCACCCGUCAACGUCUCUCCCAAGAAGCAACACGCCGGUCCAUGUCCUCAGCGCCGUUCAUCUUCCUCUCCCCGGCACUGCCCGCCGAGCUCCUCACUUACAUCCUGAGCUACCACACGUAUCCUACUACGCUGAUCGUAUGCGCCUCCCGGUCGGACUUCCUAGCGUCCCUUGCCGAUGAGGCCCGGCGCGAGGUCGAAGCCGGGGUGCCUUCGCCCCCAGCCGCCGGCGGUGUAGACCCGCAGCAGGUGCCGGAGGAGGCUACCGACAGCCGGACGGAGCAGCGCCUCGGACGACACCGCCUCGCGUCCGCCCCGCUGCAUCAGGUCGCCACGUCGCGGCACCUUCGCGUCGCCUUCGUCCCCACCGUGACGCACCUGCGCGCCUACCUCGCCGUCUUCUCGCCCGACGCCUCCAAGGUCCCGCCGCCUCCGUCCGCGCCCCAGGAGCAGCCGCGGCAGCUCCCUGGGAGAUGGCCCGCGCCGCCGCGCCUUGUCCUGUACGGCUUCCUCGCCCUGCACCACGACACGAGCGAGUGGAGCGCACAGGGCCUGGCCGACUCCGCAGCCGUCGCCGUCGAGCUUGGCCAUCGCAUGUCCUGGAAAGUCGUCCUCGUCGAGCCCCGGCGCCCCGCCACCGCCCCCGCCCCCGCGUUCGAGGACGUGCUCCGGGAGGCCGUUCCCAUCCUCGGCGGCGGUGGCCGUCGCGCCGGCCUCGGCUCCGAAGAGGGUCGCUGGGCCGGUCGCACCGUAGAGGUCGGCAGGGUCAUGAAGCGGUGGUUCCGCUUCCAGCGCGGGCCGUGGGAUGACGAACCAAAGAAGGAGGAGUAAACAAUGAAAGAAUGAGUGCAUCGAGGCGUGGGGUGAAAUUAAGAAACUCGGUCCCAAACGGUGGGGUUUUGCAGUAAAAUGAUGGGUAGAAUGACAUGUGUGGGUGUAUCUCUUCCCAGUGCCGAAAACAACCGCCAU